AUGGCUUCUAGCUCGAUAAUACCAGCAGCGUUUGGAACAGCAACGCCAGCAACAGUGCCGGUGUCCAGCAAUCAUAACGCCACCAGUUCCGCUAGUAAUCGGCUACUAACCCUCGACAAUUUUCUGUCCACUACCGCCGUCACCACCACCACCAUUUCAUUAAUGAACAGCACGUCGGCUGCGGCAACUGCUGUAUAUUCUUACAUCGGUAUUCACGCAAGUGCACCGCGCCUGCAUGGCAAUUCCCCUUCACCAGUGAACACAAGUAUACGCACUAAUACCGCUCGGCCGGAAGUGCAGCAGGAGCCCGGAAAUAACAGCAUCCGCAGCAGCAGGCGUGACGGCAGCGCUACUGCUAAUAAUACAGUUAUUCCUACGAUAAUUCUUAAUAACGUCAGUUAUGUCCAUGGAGGUGGCAACCGCACCGAUGGCGGUAGCGACGGAAAAAAUAAUAAUGUUUCGGUUGUGGGCACCGCCACCUCCAGUGCGUCUUUGCUGUUGUCACCAGCGGAAUUCAGCGUUGUCACGACCACCAACCCCGCCACAACCUCCGAUGCUACUACCGCGGCAACCGUGUAUAAUUUGUCCUGUCCACCGUGUCUGCUUGUAGGUGCAGAAAUACGGCGCGGGAUGGCAUUAGACCAGUUUGCCACAGCAGGAAUCAGCGUUGGUGUUAUCAUCUUGGUUGCUAUAAUCGUGAUCUGUGUCCUGUGGAAGCGCGGCUUCCGGCUAGGUCGAGUGGGCGGUGUAGGAGCAGCUAGCGGCGGUGGCGCUAACGUCAAUCUCAACAGCCGGAGCAACAACCCUCGCGUACCGCCACAGCAAGAUUCUGCCUUCACUCCGAUAUUCAAUCGAAGUCGCCCACUCCGCCCACAGCAGAAUCAUAGUUUCUCACCGACAUUCAGCACAUCCCGCCCGCGACAUAUGCCUACGCCUCGCUCCAGCCCACUGGCGUUCCUUUUCUCGCGGCAGCACCGCCCUCCCACCGACGCACCACCACCACCGCCACCACCGCCGCAGCAACAUGAAGCCGUGAUCCACUAUAAUCCCGAAUAUAACGGUCUGCCGGGGAACGAGGAGAAUGGGCACGCUGGCGGCAUGGGCGGCAGCCCUGGAGACGACAGAAUCUAUCAGAAUGUCGAGUUGAAUAUUGUUCCUAACCGGGAGGAAUGCCGCGGAUCGCGGAAUCUUUUGGACUUUGGGCUCGACAGCAGCAACAACAGCAGCAACAAUUUGGCUAGUAACCAAGGGAUUUCUGCGGUCAGUGAAGAAGAGGAAGCAGCGAACAGACGACCUCACCGGAAUUCUUCCUACUCAACAUAUUCCGGGUCCCCAUCGACUCCGCUCCGACACGAUACAUCUUAUCGCGUGAGCGCUGAAGGUUUCCGUCUGCCGUCACAGAUGGCUAGAUCACAAGACCGGAGCAGCAUCAGUGGGGUCCAUGGAAUGGAAUCGAUCGAGGAGCAGCAGGAUGAGGCUCCCGAUGUUUAUCUACCAUCCAGUGGUGUGGCUGAUGGUGAAGAGGAAAUGUGGGAGGAAGACGAUGUGGGUGAUGACGAUGCCGCCGAUUUUGAGAGCGAAGCUGGUGAGCAUGGCUAUGACGGCGGCAGCGGCAGUAGGGACGAUGGUCGCGGCUACGAUUUUCCCCCGCCACCGUCUGACGAAGUACCCCCGCCACCUGGACGCCCAGGACGUGGGGGACGCCGACGACGAAACGGUGGAGGUGGUGUUCGGGCAUGGGGGCGCGAAGCUGGACGCCGACUGGAACGGCACGGGGAAUAAAUGUCAUCGUAAUCGAUUUUUUCUCGUAAAAUU
Messenger RNA from Paramacrobiotus metropolitanus, 1815 nucleotides. RefSeq lists its product as uncharacterized. Lineage: Eukaryota; Metazoa; Tardigrada; Eutardigrada; Parachela; Macrobiotidae. The transcript is spliced from 5 exons. The record is from RefSeq and is a predicted model, not a curated record. Bases 1 to 1782 code for a protein of 593 amino acids.